Penicillium odoratum is the source of this 1305-nucleotide messenger RNA. RefSeq names its product putative phosphatidylglycerol specific phospholipase. Lineage: Eukaryota; Fungi; Ascomycota; Eurotiomycetes; Eurotiales; Aspergillaceae. Bases 1 to 1305 code for a protein of 434 amino acids. Gene Ontology annotation, biological process: phospholipid catabolic process. The transcript has 2 exons. The record is from RefSeq and is a predicted model, not a curated record. Gene Ontology annotation, molecular function: hydrolase activity, acting on ester bonds.
AUGGCCCUAUCAACAGUUCUUCUCAUUGUUGGCCUUGGCCUUGAAGCCACUGCACUCCCUGCCAGCACUGGCAUGAAAAACAUCAAAAAUGUCGUUGUCCUCGUACAAGAGAACCGCUCGUUUGACACACUAGCGGGCGGAUUCACCUACAACUCUGCGAUUGACGGUUUAGUUAAUAACGCCUAUUGCAAUUUAGCCAAUGUCUCGGUUCCAACCUCGGAGAAUGUUUGCGCAGCUGGAAUUGCGAAGAACAUAGCCUCCGAUGACCCCGACCAUACAAUUACUGGUGGAAACAUGCAGGUCUUUGGUACCUACCAUCCCACUGCAAAUGCCAAAUCGUCAAUGGGUGGCUUUGUCACCGAGCAGAGCUAUAAAUAUGGCCUACAGGACAACAUGAUGGAGGCUGCUGAAGUAAUCAAUUACUAUAAGCCAGAUCUAGUCCCAGUGACAGAGGCCAUGGCAGAGAACUAUGUAUUGUUUGAUAGGUGGUUUGCAGCCGUCCCAGGUCCCACCAACCCCAACCGAGCAUAUUUGACUUCAGGAAGUGUUCAUGGCCACGGGUCCAAUGACAAUGCAUACAUGACCUCAAUGCUACCUCAAACAUCCAUCUUCGAGCAGUUGACCGAGCAUAACAUCACCUGGAUAAACUACCAGAAUACCACAGGGCAUGGAUCCUCGAGUUUCCUACCUGACGCACUUUUCUAUCAAUGGACCGCCCAAUCAGGCAUGGGAGACACGAAUGUCCUUCCGAUCGCCAAAUUCUACGAAGACGCGAAGAAUGGAAACCUGCCUCAAUUCACUUGGAUCAAUCCCGAAUGCUGCGAUUAUAUGUCCAUGCACCCAAAAUCACCCAUCAAUAUGGGCGAGAAUUUCAUGAAGAGUAUCUACGAUGCCAUCCGUGGUUCACCCCAGUGGAAAGAUACUCUUUUUAUAAUCACUUGGGACGAGCACGGAGGAUUCGCUGACCAUGUCGCUCCUCCCACCGGUGUUCCUGCUGGUGACAAUAUCCCGUAUACCGAGCAGGCUCCGGAUGGAAAAAACUAUACUUUCCAUUUUGAUCGUCUCGGUAUUAGGGUUCCGGCAAUGUUGAUUUCACCUUGGGUGGAAAAGGGGGUGGUGCAGAAUAAGCCUAGUUCGGGGGAUGGGGAUUUCACACAUACUUCUAUUUUGAAGUUUAUAUCGGAGCUUUGGAGUCUGCCGACUUUAGGUCCGCGGGUUGAUUGGUCGCCUUCUUUUGGGAAUUUGAUUACCAACAAGUUCCGAGAUGAUACCCCGGAGACGAUGCCGAAUGCUGCAGGCUACUAG